AUGAUUGCCACUUUAGUCGGUAUGUCCCAAGGAAUGACACUACUGCUAGCUAAAUUUCCUUUGCUUUUCGAGUACGAGAGAGCAUAUUACAACGAAUAUGCUGUGGGAUUUUCUGGUGUGCUUUUUUCCAUGAAAGUUGUCCUCUAUUCCCAGUCAGAUAACUAUACAUACGUUCAAGGGAUAAUGGUACCAUCUCGUUAUGCUGCUUGGGCAGAGCUUAUUCUCAUCCAAAUGUUUGUUUCGAGUGUCUCUUUCCUUUGCCACCAACCUAAGCCUCUCGUUAUUAAAGCUAAGUCCAGAACUAGAAGAGAGGACAACAAUGCCAACCAAUCUAGUAUUGGUUAG
Fraxinus pennsylvanica is the source of this 345-nucleotide messenger RNA. Lineage: Eukaryota; Viridiplantae; Streptophyta; Magnoliopsida; Lamiales; Oleaceae. The record is from the annotation of a GenBank genome assembly.